CCAGCAAACACUCCCACCGGUCGUGCUAGCACUAUCUGACUUCAGGCGCAGCCUGAGACGUGCUGUACUGUACCCACAGAGCCUUUCUUCGAAAUACGGGCUGGAGAGGAUGCGUGGAUCUCGAAGCCAGCCGUGCGCAAACUGUGUUGAGGUCCGCUGGAGGGCGGAAGAUUAUUCUGCGCAGGGUCUAUGUGGAUUCCGGCAAAGGUCAGGUGCAGAAACCGCUGAGCGAGAGGUAGGAACCUCAUCAGUGUGUGUAUAGGGUGUCAAGAUGUCUCCACGUGCAUGACGUAUCUGGGAAAUUGCACGACGCAUGACGUUCGCGGCAACAAGCUUACGGCUACCGCAGCAGCGCAGCUUACAUUGGGCCAUCUAACAUCUCCCUGGUCCCCGUUAUCGAUUCGCCACAUCGCACAGCUUCAACUGUCGAUCUGCACGAUGGCCUCUCCAGCACCCUCCGCAUCUCCUUCCUCCCCUGACAACGACGUCUACACAGUCGUCGUGCGAGGCGAGACCUUCGAGCUCUACCAUGACCAGAUCACGUUUGACUCCCCGAACUACUUCACGACCUGCUUCCUCUCCGGCUUCGCCGAGGCGAAAGAUAGAACCCUCCGCCUCAGCCGCCAUCCAACACUCUUCGCGAUCAUUGUCGAGUAUCUCAGCGGCUACCCGAUUCUGCCGCUCUCGUCGCAGGCCGUACCUCCGAAAAUGGACCUCGCGAACGCACAUCGAUGCCUCCUCUCAGACGCGCAGUACUAUGGCUUGCAGAGGCUCUGCGCUCUCCUGACGAAGCCGACGUUAGAUAUGGAUCUCGGGUGGAUCGGAUACGCCAACGAGGUGGUGGACUUGCGUGACGUAAUAAGGGGGAAGCUGCCCGUGGGGAUCGUAAGGCGUGAGGAUGGCAGCGUUGUGUCGGCGCACAAUGGACUUCCUGUCAUUGCCUAUGCACGGGAUGUCGUGUUCACAUAACUACGAACUGGACAGGACGCAGCGAUCCUUGCUAAUCAAACUUUCCUAUCCUCCUGGCACUACUGUCUUACAUCUAUCCCAUUCGGUUGAGAUCCCACGCAUCCCCGCUGAGUCCAGAAGACCCGUAGUUGGGCGUCAGAAUAGCUAUCUCCAGCGCGAGACAUACUGGAACGCUGAAGGAACGUCGACAAUCCGGGAGCAUAGCCGCGUCCAUGUCGAUGGCGAAGUUGUGGAAUGGGGAAGCAUACUGUACACUCUUUUCGAUAGCGAAGUCGAUUCUCCCCCGAAACCAGUGUAUGACUAUCCAAAGCACCGCCACGGAAGUAUCUACAAAAUCC
Dichomitus squalens LYAD-421 SS1 is the source of this 1307-nucleotide messenger RNA. RefSeq lists its product as uncharacterized. Bases 286 to 969 code for a protein of 227 amino acids. NCBI's taxonomy places the organism in Eukaryota, Fungi, Basidiomycota, Agaricomycetes, Polyporales, Polyporaceae. The record is from RefSeq and is a predicted model, not a curated record. The transcript is spliced from 4 exons.